Molecule: messenger RNA, 515 nt
Organism: Marchantia polymorpha subsp. ruderalis
Lineage: Eukaryota; Viridiplantae; Streptophyta; Marchantiopsida; Marchantiales; Marchantiaceae
Source: the annotation of a GenBank genome assembly
AUCGUUGACCUCUAUGUUGGAGAAAGGUUGUGGCUGAUUGACUAACUGAUCUCUUCACUCUGAUAUGAGAAUUUCAAUUGUGGGAAUGCUUACUUGUCGUACUGACAAUUGUAAGAGGAAUGUGCAUGGAAGAAAAGCAGCUGGCAGAAACACCAAUAGGAAUAGACUAAUAAGCUUCGCACUCACUUUGCACUCACAUGCGAGAAGUCAUCUGAAUCUCAAAGUCUUCUUUCAUUUUUGUAGGCCGACGGUGGGAUACGUCGGAUCGAGUGUUACGUUUUUUUCAUUGUUCUGAAGCUACCAAAGAUUCGCUAUUCUGCGAUGAGUGUUGAGUGGUGAACUUUAGAUUCGUAAUUACAGGUGAAAUUAUUUGGACAUGGCUUUGAGGAUUAGUGGGAGUUGGACCAGGGAUCUUAUGGUUUCUUCUUACUAAUCCGGGUCUACAAGAUUUUGGAACUCGAAGUUGUAACUUCUGACCUGAAACGUCGCACAAAAAAAAUUUCAUCGCGUCUGAG